AUGAAGUUCCUUGCUUUGUUGACUCUAUCCUUGAUCGGCACAUCCGUCGCCGCUCCUCUUGACAGGAGAGCAGCAACACCCACUUCAAAGGGUGUCGCCAAAGCAACUCCAAGCACAGCUGGUGGUGGAGCAGCAAAACCACCAGCGGCCAAGGCAACGCCCAGUACAGCAGGAGGUGGUGCAGCAAAGGCACCUCCCAAAGCCUCACCUACUCCAGCAGGAGCAGAUCCCGCUACUCCAGAACCUGCCACUCCAAAUUCAAGCACGCCAGGAGCGCAGCCCUCAGCUGGAGCUGGAACCGGGGGUAACACCACUGGGUCGACCGGAACAGCUCCGAUCGCUCCUAACAUUCAGACUGGCGGAACUCCAGGAGCACCAGCAGUUCAAUAUGCAGCUGGCGCUUUCGCAAACGAUGCCACCACCGUCUCUGCCUCGUUGAAUGCUUUGGGUACCGAGCAGAAUCCAGAGAUGAUCAGAGCCCUCGCGUCGGUUGCUUUCACCGCUGAGUCGGACGAAGAUCAACGACGAAACGUCCUCAACACCGCUGGAGGAAGUGCCGCUAAGAAUGCCAAUUCUUUGAUCGUCAAGAACACUCCCGCUGUCCUCGAUGGUCUUCAAGCGAUUAUGAAUGACCCGACACCAGCAAAUGCCAAGUCUAACCUCCAGACCAUUGAGGCUGCCAGGUAUGUCGUCUAG
Cadophora gregata is the source of this 696-nucleotide messenger RNA. RefSeq lists its product as uncharacterized. The record is from RefSeq and is a predicted model, not a curated record. The coding region runs from base 1 to 696 and encodes 231 amino acids. NCBI's taxonomy places the organism in Eukaryota, Fungi, Ascomycota, Leotiomycetes, Helotiales, Ploettnerulaceae. The transcript is spliced from 2 exons.